This is a messenger RNA of Penaeus chinensis, 2871 nucleotides long. RefSeq names its product zinc finger protein ZPR1-like (gene Zpr1). The record is from RefSeq and is a predicted model, not a curated record. The coding region runs from base 230 to 1633 and encodes 467 amino acids. Gene Ontology annotation, cellular component: nucleus; cytoplasm. NCBI's taxonomy places the organism in Eukaryota, Metazoa, Arthropoda, Malacostraca, Decapoda, Penaeidae. Gene Ontology annotation, molecular function: zinc ion binding. The transcript has 8 exons.
CCCGGACAUAAACCGCAGCCAGCUGAUCGAGGAAACACCACACGCAAGGCAGAAAAUUUCCCGACUUUCUUAUCAAUUCUCGCUCUUUUCUUUGAUUUUGUGGCUGUCACGUUAUCAGUGUGACACCAGUUGGCAGAAGAGGAGAGCAGAGCCAAAGUAACAGCAGGUGUUACAAGAGGAAAAGAGAGAUAAAGUCACUCUCAGUUGCAAAUACCAAAAGCUCUACAGGAUGGGGGAGGGAGUGGAGCCCAUAUACGUGGACCUUGCCUCCGAGAGUGACGAUCCACACGUCACCAUAAUUGAAAGCCUCUGUCUCCGUUGCCAAGAAAUGGGAACCACCCGUCUGCUGAUGACCCGAAUCCCGCACUUCCGCGAGGUGAUCUUAACCUCCUUCGACUGCUCCCACUGUGGCCACCACAACACAGGCUUCCAACCGGGCCGCGUGCAAGAGUUGGGGGUGCGCUACGAGCUGGCCAUAAAGGAGGCACGGGACCUGAGUCGUCAGGUGGUCAAGUCAGACCAUGCCACCUUCAGCAUCCCCGAGGUGGAGCUGGAAAUCCCAGGAGAUAGCGAGAAGGGAGAGGUGACCACAGUGGAAGGGAUCAUCCGCCGCACGAUUGAAGGGCUUAACCAGGAUCAGUCUGCCAGAAGGCUGAUUAAUCCCGAAAUUGCAGAACAGAUUGAGAUCUUUAUGGAUAAGCUAACUUCCCUCCUGUCACUUGAGGAGCCCUUCACGAUAGUUGUGGACGACACCACAGGCAACAGCUUUGUGGAGAACCCCUUUGCCCCCAAACCAGACCCGGAGCUAAAGAAAAAGAAUUACAGAAGAACGGCCGAGCAGAACAUGGCUCUCGGCCUACAGGAAGUGGAAACUGAGCUGACAGCCGUCCAGGAAGCUGAGGAAGAAGAGGAGAAGGAAGAGGAGGAAGGAAAUGGAGAGGGAGAAGGAGAGGAAGGCAAGGAAGAGGAAGAGAAAGAAGACAUCAAGAAUGAAGUGUUGAGCUUUUCUACGUUGUGCGAUCGGUGUUCAAAGCCCGUCGAGACCAAGAUGAAGGUCACGCAGAUUCCAUACUUUCAGGAGGUUAUCAUCAUGGCCACCCACUGCGAGAGCUGUGGGAACCGCACGAACGAGGUCAAGAGUGGCAGCGGCAUCCACGAGAAGGGCAAGAAGAUCAGCCUGAAGAUCACCGACCCGACCGACUUGGCCCGCGACGUCCUCAAGACCGAGACGUGCACCGUGGAGAUCCCCGAGCUCGACCUCUACAUUGGAAGUGGAAUCCUCGGUGGGAAGUUCACCACCCUGGAGGGCCUGGUGACAGACAUCCGCGAGGACCUCAAGAGCAACCCCUUCCUCUCAGGAGACUCCUCCCAGAGUGAACGCAGGGCCGUGAUGGAGAAGCUUACAGACGACUUGACUUCGGUCAUAAAUGGAGAACUCCUGGUAACAAUCACCAUGGACGACCCGGCCGGCAACAGCUACUUGCAGAAUGUCUAUGCCCCUGAUGAUGACCCAGAGAUGACAAUUGAGGAAUAUGAGCGCACCUUCGACCAGAAUGAAACCCUGGGACUGAAUGACAUGAAAACGGAGAACUACGAAGAGGAGAUAGUCGAGUCCAAGGCAGUGGUAGCAUGAUCGUCAAUCCCUGUCUAGCACUGUUUAUUGUCGUCUUUGUUGUUAUUUAUAGCAAUAGUUAUGAUAAUUGGUGAUGAUGCUUAUGCAGAGCUAUUUAAGAUGUAAAUAUGAAAGGCAAGGAGUCUUAUAUUCUCAAUAUAAAUAAUUGUUUGUUACAAUUUUGUGUUGGUGAAAGGAGAGAGAGAGAAAAAAAGAAAAAGAAAAAAAGAAAACAGCCAUCUUUUCAUUACUUCUUUGAAUUGCUGAUUUAAUGGAUUAGGUCAAACAGAUUAUAACAUGUAGGCAAAGUAAAAGUUCUCUACGACAAAUACGUGUACCUCUGGGAUAUACUUUCGGGCCAGACUUGUACUGAUGUCCUCGUCUUACUUAGUGUAGCAUUAACUCGCAUUCCAGACUUAGUCUCACAUACGCUACUGUAUAGAGCCAUAUUAAAAGUUAUGUUGUGAAAGUCUACAUACAUGUAUGAAAUUUGAAAAAGUUGAUUGUGUGUGAUGAGAUUAAAAAAAAAAAAAGAAAAAAAAAAGAGAGAUGAAAAUAAUGCCUAUGUUUAAUAUAAAGAACAGUCUUUUGACCGUGAAUAUCUUCUGUAACUUUUAUACAAGUAUUUAACCUCUCAAAGUCCACUCUUUGUUUUUGAAAAAAAAUCUGUCUAUUCUUUAUUUACAUGUCAUAGUGCUCAUACACCAACAGAUAGCAUAGGAAAUAAUUCGAUUAAAUAAAAAAAAUAAAACAUGAAAAUAGGAUAAGCAGACUAUAUAGAGCAGGAGAAGAAAACUUAAGGGUAUUUCAGGAAAGUAAGUACAAAUUUUUUUUGCAACAGAUUUGCUAAAUAGUUUUAUUUCUUUUUUUAUGAACUUUUUGUCUUCUUUCUUUCAUUCUUUCCUACCUGAAGAAAAGAAACAAAUUGGAGGUUCUACAAGGGUAUAGGAACACUUACCUUUGAAAGUGUCAUUCUUUGUUGCAUUGUCGUUGACAUUGCUGUGUCGGGAAAAUCCUUACAAAAACAAUGGACAUUUACCGUUCAACUGGAUAUUUUGAACUUAUUGAUUAUUAUUAUUUCUCUGAGGUGAUAACAGACCUAAGUUCCAAAGAGUGGUCGGGGAAAGUCCUUCUCAUCCGUCAUUGGGUCAUAGCGACUUUGUCUCAUUUUCACGUUCCAUCUCACCAUUAGGGAUUGUGGAGGCUGGGCUCCCCUUUCAGGAGGCUGGAGUUAGAAUAAAUUAAUAGAGGAAUAUGAA